CAUAGUGACGUCAUCAUUUGUGCUGCUGGCAUAAUAAUACUAGUGAUGGAUCAUGGUCUGUCCUGCUGUUUUUGGAGUCAGUUUGUCAUUUUCUAGCUAGCUAGGUACCUCCAAAUUAUAUGAUGUCGUGUGAUAUCUCCAUAGCUAAUGUUAUUAUGAUGUCGCGUCAGAGGAGAGAUCUCGAGGGGAGAUCUUCUGCGUGAAGCUCGCGGUAGCUGCAGCUAGCUAGCACUUCAUUGGACCAAAAACAAUGUGGCCUGCUAUUUUGGGAAAACGAUCGGAACUGCAGGACUAAACCAAACACAGACAUGGCUUCCGAGCUCCAGGUGUUCUCCUCUCCCUCAAUCUCCUCCAGCGCCUACACUCGCUCCAAGAAACUGAAGGUAGAGAACAGUGUGUGGGAUGUGAACAGCCAGGUGGGAGACAACAACAACAACAGUUACUACCAGCAGCAGGUCUCCAGCCAGGGCAAUGGAAACACAUCCUCCCCCUCUGCAUCAAGUUUCAACCCAGCAUACAACUUCUCCAACUCCAACCGGGGGUAUCCAUCAACGGGGGCAGGCUCCCGGGAGCUGACGGUCGUACGGGCGGCAGACAGCACCGGCAGCGUCCGAGGACCCCCUUCCUCUUCAUCUUCCUCCUCCUCCACCAGUUGCCUUGUCAAAGAUGCUGCAUACUCCUCCCAGCCAGGCGACCUAUACCAAAAGCAGUACGGUAACAGCGUGAAGAGGAAGAGUGAGGAGGUGGACAGCAGUGACAGUGUUCAGAUCCUGGAGGAGCUCUCUGCCCCUGUGCUCUCCAACCGCACAGCCGCUGGUGGGGGAACCACCACAGCCCAGUCCAUAGCACAUUCCACCUCCACCACAAAGAGUAGUAACUCUCACAGUGAAGGGGACUACCAGCUAGUGCAGCAUGAGAUCCUGUGCUCUGUGACCAACAGUUAUGAGGUGCUGGAGUUUCUAGGGAGAGGUACAUUUGGUCAGGUGGCUAAAUGCUGGAAGCGUGGCACUAAUGAGAUUGUGGCCAUCAAGAUCUUGAAGAAUCAUCCCUCAUAUGUCCGGCAAGGUCAAAUUGAGGUGAGUAUCCUGAGCAGACUGAGCACUGAGAAUGCUGACGAGUUCAACUUUGUGCGUUCCUACGAGUGUUUCCAACACAAGAACCACACCUGCCUGGUGUUUGAGAUGCUGGAGCAGAACCUCUAUGACUUCCUGAAACACAGCAAGUUCAGUCCGCUGCUACUCAAGUCCAUCCGGCCUGUGCUGCAGCAGGUGGCCACGGCCCUGAUGAAGCUGAAGAGCCUAGGUCUGAUCCAUGCUGACCUGAAGCCAGAGAACAUCAUGCUGGUAGAUCCUCUCAGACAGCCCUACAGGGUCAAGGUCAUCGACUUCGGCUCUGCCAGCCACGUCUCCAAGGCAGUGUGUUCCACCUACCUGCAGUCCCGCUACUACCGGGCGCCAGAGAUCAUCCUGGGCCUUCCCUUCUGUGAAGCGAUCGACAUGUGGUCUCUGGGCUGUGUCAUUGCUGAACUGUUCUUGGGUUGGCCUCUUUAUCCUGGUGCCUCAGAGUAUGGUCAGAUCCGGUACAUUUCCCAGACCCAGGGCCUGCCUGCUGAGUACCUCCUGAGUGCAGGCACAAAGACCAGCCGCUUCUUCAACAGAGGCCCUGACUCCAGCUACCCCCUCUGGAGGCUCAAGACACCUUCAGAGCAUGAGGCAGAGCUGGGGAUAAAGUCAAAGGAGGCGAGGAAAUACAUUUUCAACUGUUUGGAUGAUAUGAUGCAGGUGAACAUGACUUGUCUGGUGGGGACUGACGUCCUGGCAGAGAAGGCUGACCGGAGAGAGUUUAUUGAUCUGCUAAAGAAGAUGCUGACGCUGGACGCAGACAAACGCAUCACCCCCAUGAAGACCCUCAACCACCCCUUCGUCACCAUGACACACCUGCUGCACUUCCCUCACAGCUCACAUGUGAAGUCAUGCUUCCAGAACAUGGACAUAUGCAAGCGCAGGGUCAGCGCUUUCGAGAGUGGAAAGAAUCUGUUUUCUAGCAACAACACCCCCAGUGCAGCUACAAACCUCACUGUUACAUUUAGCAGCCAGCUCAACCAGCACAACCAGAUGGCGUCCACCGGUGGCCAGUCACUGUCAGUGAGCAGCAACGUCCCUCUGCUGAACUACCAGCCGGGCCUGUACCAGCAGGCUACUAUCAACAUCCCAGGUCUCCCCCAGCAGAGUGUCCCUCUGCAGACCAGACCCACCCAGCUGUGUGGCCAGGCUGAGCCCUUCCAGCAGACUCUCAUCGUCUGCCCACCCACCAUCCAGGGCCUCCAGACGUCCAGUAAACACUCUGGGUUCCCAGUGAGGAUGGAUAACUCUGUUCCCAUGGUGCCCCAGAACCAGUCCACUCAGCCUCUACAUCUCCAGCCUGGAAUGCUCACACAGGCCUCCUGCAAUCCAUUGAUGGUAGCCACUCUGCACGCCCCUGUGGCAGGAAUGGCCCCUCUGUAUUCGCUGCCCCUGGGCUGUGGGGCUGGAAGGCCUAGCCUGCUGGAUCAGAGCCCCACCAUGCUGCAGGGCUGGCCAGCAGGGACCCAGCAGAUCCUCAUCCCCUCCACAUGGCAGCAGAUGCCAGGCAUGGCCCUUCACAACCCCAGCCAGAACCAGACACUGGUCCCUGACUCUCCCAUGGGAGCCCCCCUCUCUGGGGGAGACCGCUCAGGACAACAGGCCUCACAUCGGAGGGGUCGUCAUGGCAGCCAUUACGAUGGCAUCACGCAGCAGGACCUUGCACUGGGGCGUCAAGCACCCACGGCCCCCUCCCAAGCAAGAUCCCAGCAGGGGAAAAGGUCUAAGGCUCGACAUACCGACAGUAGGGCCAGGCCUGUGUUGUCGCUGGAGCCAGCUGCCUCUGUGGUCUACAAUACCCCUCUGCCUGCCUUCAGUAGUGAUCCAAUCGUCAUCUCCGAUACUCCCAGCCCUGCUGCCAGCAUUAUCACCAUCCACAGUGACACAGAGGACGAGGAUGACAGGAAGUUCCCUGCUGCCAGCUCUGGUGCUAACCAGCGGGCCAAUGUGAUCAGCUGUGUGACGGUCCACGACUCGCAUGACUCUGACUCGUCCAUCAGCAGUCCCCUGAGCCCCAAGCACCUUGCCACCAACUCCUCCUCGUCCCAGACCACCUCCAAGUCCCUGGCCAUCAUCCUGCCCUCAGUGAAGAGUCAGCCUGGGGAGAGCGGGGCCCACAAAUCAGAUCAACAUGCUAAUGUCUCUGGUAAGUCCAAGAAGGGGACAGCUCAGCAGUCCAGCAGGGCAGGAGGGGCCACAACUAGCAGAUCUCAACCUCUCAACCUGAGUCAGGUACAGCAGUCUGUGAUGUCAUCGUCACAAGACAGAACAGGAGGCAACAGCAGCUCCUUGCGUCGUCAGCCCACCUACCCUCCUCCAGUCUCCUCCCACUCCUACCGCCUGCAAGAAGCUGCCUCCAUCUUCACCUCUACCCCUAACUUGUACGCCUAUCCUGCCUCUGCCGCCCUGGCCUCUGUCUCCCAGGCCGUGGACCAACUCCAAGCCGGGGGCUCUUCUCGACACACCCGGCCCAGCGGGCCCUACUCCUCCCUGGGGCUCCUUCAUGCCCAGGGACAGUACCACCACCAGCAGCUGGCGGCCCAGCCUUACCCCGUCCCCCGGUCCAGCGCAGCAGCCUACCAGCUCAGCCAGAGGAAGCUCAGUCAGUACCCCUACCUGUGAGGAAUAGAGGCUGCCAUAGAAAUAGAAUCCCAUAGAAAAAUCAUAUAAUAGAAUCCCAUAGAUUAUAUUUCUGUGGAAAGAACAGCUAUCUAGCCCAGCGGAAGACCAAAUGGAGACCAAGAUCAUAAAGGUGCACCUCUGCACAAGUUUAGCACAGGAACUAUUAUACUUAAAUACCACUGAUAUUUUUAAAUGUGCAAUUUAGUAAGGCCUCGUUUUGAAUUAUUUUAACAGCUUUGUUCGCAAUGUCCUGGUUUCAGAGACUGCUUUAAAGUGGUAAAUAUUUGUUUAAAUGAAACACACUUAUGUGCAGAAAAGUCCUUAAACAUUUCUCCUAUGUAAAGCCAGUAUUUAGUUUUUUAAAUAUCUUUGUUUUUAAAAUAUGAAGCUUAUAAAAGCACUAACCAUGUGUCCUUCAUGUUGUUAUCAUGGCAUUUUAUUUCCAUGUACUGCAGCUAAUCAAAUUGUACUAGAAUUAUAAGACAGUUCCUUUUAUUUAUUUGCUUUUAUCAUUAUUUUGAAUGUGUCUGCAUAUUGCAAAUAACUCUGAACAGAGUUUCUCUGUUUGUGUUUUACGUGUCUGUUUAAAAGAAUACAGAUAAAAUAA
Messenger RNA from Coregonus clupeaformis (lake whitefish), 4350 nucleotides. Its product is annotated as homeodomain-interacting protein kinase 1. Gene Ontology annotation, cellular component: cytoplasm; PML body; nucleus. The transcript has 18 exons. Gene Ontology annotation, molecular function: ATP binding; protein tyrosine kinase activity; protein serine/threonine kinase activity. The record is from RefSeq and is a predicted model, not a curated record. Gene Ontology annotation, biological process: intrinsic apoptotic signaling pathway in response to DNA damage by p53 class mediator; peptidyl-threonine phosphorylation; peptidyl-serine phosphorylation. Lineage: Eukaryota; Metazoa; Chordata; Actinopteri; Salmoniformes; Salmonidae. Bases 309 to 3743 code for a protein of 1144 amino acids.